AUGUACAACACCCAUCGCGGGAUGGUGCCCGCCCCCAACUCUCGCCUGACAGAGUUGCUCGACCAGCUGCGCCAGGAGUUCGAGAGCCAGUCUCGGAGCACCGGCGAAUAUGAACACCAGUUAACCGGACAGCUCCAGGAGAUGGAGAUGAUCCGUCAGAAGGUAUACCAACUGGAGCAGACCCAGAUUAAAAUGAAGGCAGACUACGAGGCUGAGAUCCGAAUGUUGCGACAUGAACUCGAGCAGCGCGGUGUCCAACCCGUCUCUUCGCAUAUCGCGCCCGCGCAGCACACCGGCCCUCAGGCGCAACCACCUUCAUUGGGCCAUGGCCCCAGCAACUUGUUUGGUGGUAUCAUGACCAACCAAGGAGGUAGUGGUCCCGGUCUUGCCCCUCCCCCCCUCCCAGGAUCAGCAGCCUUCCCAGCAUACCCUUCAACAGCCUGCCUCGGCCGCUCAGCCUGGUGCGCCGCAGCCCCCGCAGAGCUUCCCUGGAGGAUAUCAGCCUGGUGCUGCUGUGAACGGCUACGGACCUCCCCCUCCUCCCACUGCAUCCCCUGGCCCGGAUUCCCCGUCCCACCCCCCCCCAACCAGCCGCUCGUCCGUGCGGACCGCCCGGGUAACAUGCUCGCCAACUGGGAUCCCGCGGAUCUCCCCGCGUCGCAAAAGCGUGAGGGUUCCGAUUGGUAUGCCGUGUUCAACCCCGAGGUUCAGCGUGUGCUGGAUGUUGAGUUGGUGCACCAUCUCAACCACGACAGCGUGGUCUGCUGUGUUCGCUUCAGCCGUGAUGGCAAGUACUUGGCGACGGGCUGCAACCGCUCGGCGCAGAUCUUCGAUGUGACCACUGGUCAGAAUGUGGCGACCCUGCAGGAUGAGAAUGUCGACAAGGAUGGUGACCUCUACAUCCGUAGCGUUUGCUUCAGCCCGGAUGGCAAGUACCUGGCAACCGGUGCGGAGGAUAAGCAGAUUCGGGUAAGUUAUCUCGGACCCCGUGAACCUCCGUUGACCCCGAACCCGAUAUUUUCGUAG
This is a messenger RNA of Penicillium subrubescens, 1026 nucleotides long. RefSeq names its product Transcriptional repressor rco-1. The record is from RefSeq and is a predicted model, not a curated record. Bases 1 to 1026 code for a protein of 341 amino acids. Gene Ontology annotation, molecular function: protein binding. Lineage: Eukaryota; Fungi; Ascomycota; Eurotiomycetes; Eurotiales; Aspergillaceae. The transcript has 5 exons.